Gloeophyllum trabeum ATCC 11539 is the source of this 585-nucleotide messenger RNA. RefSeq lists its product as uncharacterized. Lineage: Eukaryota; Fungi; Basidiomycota; Agaricomycetes; Gloeophyllales; Gloeophyllaceae. The transcript has 3 exons. The record is from RefSeq and is a predicted model, not a curated record. Bases 1 to 585 code for a protein of 194 amino acids.
AUGGACACAUAUCGACCCGAAGGCUGUCAUAGACAGGCGUCAACGGAUGGAAAGUUACCUUGCUACCAGGAGCUCGGGCUCUACGACCAGACCGAGUUGAAGUUCCUUGAAGUCAACGCCGAGAGGAAGCAGUCUCCUCACAUUGACUUAAUCCCAAUGGCCGUAUACACACGUCUCUCGUUUCUCUUCGUGCACCGUGUCAUGGUCCCCACCGUGGUGAAACACUACCAAGAUGAAAUCAAGUGCCUCAUGGGUGUUCUCGAGUCUGCUAUGAGCAAGCAGGAAUCGCUCGUAGAAGGAAAGUUCGAUAUCGUGGACAUCGUGAGCUUACAUUCUCCCGUCACUACCUUUAUCCAGAGGAUUGAUGAGGCCACUCGAGGCAUGUUCGGAUGGAAUGGAAUAGCCGCAUGUCAUUACCUCCCAGAAGGAUCGUACGACAGUGCGAAGGAAGCGUCACAUGCUGGAGCGACCUGCCGUCAGGAAAGUAUGGGAAGAAGGGAGACGUCGGGUACAAGAAUCUGGAUUUUGCAAGUAGUUGCUGCUGCUCACCAGAGAAUAGCGGAUACGGCCACUCAGCAGGAGUAG